Messenger RNA from Protopolystoma xenopodis, 396 nucleotides. The record is from the annotation of a GenBank genome assembly. NCBI's taxonomy places the organism in Eukaryota, Metazoa, Platyhelminthes, Monogenea, Polystomatidea, Polystomatidae.
CCCCAGCCCGAGCAACUGUCGCCUCCUCCCCUCGUCUCGUGCCGCCUCAGUCUGCGUCGUCCGGACGCUCGAGGCAGAAACGAGACGACACCGGACGACAAGAGACCGGACCGGACCGGACCGGACGGUACCGGCUUUCUGUCCGGCGGUGCAUUUAAGUUGCCUACUUUUUGUGAGAGCUGUCUUGGUCCCGGCCCACGUCCACAUGCCUGCAGGCAAAGUGUCGCUAGUGCCGGUGGGCCGACGCAAUUCACGUUGGUUGCCCAUUCGUUCAUCGCCUCAGGUUCACGGACACGGUUCGAGUCCCGCGCCAGGAUUCUGGAUGAAGCCGGAAUGAGGGAAGGGGGCCGGGACAUGUUGAAUCGGUCGACUCGACUCGACCCGAGAAGAAUCUAG